UCCAUCGGAGUCUCCAAUGUCACCAUCGACGGGCUAAGAGGUAACCUCAAAACUUAUGAAUCUACUAUUCUAACCCCGUCUUUGGAUGAACAAAAGAAGAAAGGAAUAGCACUCAAAGCAACCAAGGAGACCAUAGAGGAGGUUUCAAGCGAUGAUGACAACGAAUUUGGACUUGUCAUCAAGAAGUUCCACAAGUUCAUGAAGAAGGAAUUUGAGCGGAAGGGACGGAAGCACGACGGUCCUCCCAAGUGCUACGGUUGUGGAGAGAUUGGCCACAUCAAGCCAAGGUGUCCAAAAGCUAAACAUGGCAAGGAUAAGCCCGGCUUCAAGAAGCAAAGGGCUUACAUCUCUUGGGGUGGCGAUUCCCGCGACGAAUCAACCGACCAAGAGGAGGACGAAGCUGCAAAUCUCUACCUCAUGGCGCACGAAGAUCAAAACGACAACGUCCAAAAG
Molecule: messenger RNA, 453 nt
Organism: Cuscuta campestris
Lineage: Eukaryota; Viridiplantae; Streptophyta; Magnoliopsida; Solanales; Convolvulaceae
Source: the annotation of a GenBank genome assembly